CUAUAUCCUAGACAGGCUUCAGCUUCUUGCAGCUCCUGGUGCUUGCCACACUGCAGAAGGAAACAUUGCAGCUGUAGAGUGCUUCCAGGGUUCCUGGCUCUUGGAGAUUUGGGCUUUUGAGCAGAUUUCUGAGUGAAGAUGAAUUUAGCAGAGAUUUGUGAUAAUGCCAAAAAAGGAAGAGAAUAUGCACUCCUUGGGAAUUAUGACUCUUCUAUGGUGUAUUACCAGGGUGUCAUCCAGCAAAUCCAGAGACAUUGCCAGUCGAUCAGAGAUCCAGCAAUUAAGGGCAAAUGGCAACAGGUCCGACAAGAAUUAGUUGAAGAAUAUGAACAAGUUAAGAGCAUUGUCAACACUUUAGAGAGUUUUAAAAUGGACAGACCUCCAGAUAUCUCUGUAUCCUGUCAAGAUGAGCCUUUCAGAGAUCCAGCUGUUUGGCCUCCUCCUGUUCCAGCUGAACACAGGGCUCCACCUCAGAUAAAACGUCCCAACCGAGAUGGCAAAUCUUUGAAGAAAGACUCCCCAGGGCUGCAGCCGCGCGGGCCCGUGGGCAGAGCACACCUGGUGUCCAAGGGGGAGAAAUCUUCCGGCAGCCGCGAAAGGGAAUCCAGAGCCAGGGCAAGGGAUGACAAGGGAAAGAAAAUGCCCCAGGAAUUUGGUGAUGGGGAUAUUCCAAAAUUUGAUGGAGCCGGAUAUGACAAAGACCUGAUCGAAGCUCUUGAAAGAGACAUUGUGUCAAGGAAUCCAAGCAUUCAUUGGGAUGACAUAGCAGAUUUGGAAGAAGCCAAGAAAUUAUUAAGAGAAGCUGUUGUUCUUCCAAUGUGGAUGCCUGAUUUUUUCAAAGGGAUCAGAAGACCUUGGAAGGGUGUGCUGAUGGUUGGUCCUCCUGGCACUGGCAAAACAAUGCUAGCAAAAGCUGUUGCUACAGAGUGUGGGACAACAUUCUUCAACGUGUCCUCCUCUACACUGACAUCUAAGUACAGAGGCGAGUCUGAGAAGCUGGUCCGCCUCUUGUUUGAAAUGGCACGGUUUUAUGCGCCAACAACGAUCUUCAUUGACGAAAUAGAUUCCAUCUGCAGCCGCAGAGGCACGUCUGACGAGCACGAGGCCAGUCGCAGAGUCAAGUCAGAGCUGCUUGUGCAAAUGGAUGGGGUAGGUGGUGCUCUGGAAAACGAUGACCCUUCCAAGAUGGUUAUGGUAUUAUCUGCUACAAAUUUUCCCUGGGACAUUGACGAAGCUCUCCGACGAAGACUGGAGAAGAGGAUUUAUAUACCUUUGCCCACAGCAAAGGGCAGAGCAGAACUACUGAAGAUUAAUCUUCGGGAAGUAGAACUAGAUCCUGAUAUCAGCCUUGAAGAAAUUGCAGAGAAGAUUGAAGGCUAUUCUGGUGCUGACAUCACUAAUGUUUGCAGGGAUGCAUCUUUAAUGGCAAUGAGAAGACGUAUUAAUGGCUUAACUCCAGAAGAGAUUCGUGCACUUUCUAAAGAAGAGCUUCAGAUGCCGGUUACCAAGGGGGACUUUGAGCUGGCUCUGAAGAAAAUCUCCAAAUCUGUUUCUGCCGCAGACCUGGAGAAGUAUGAAAAAUGGAUGGCGGAGUUUGGAUCUGCUUAAUCUCAGUGACAGCUUUCCUUUGCUGGAGUUUUAUGGUUUCUGUUGUUCUCACUUUCAAAAUAAGUUAGAAAUCUUUUUAAAGGUUUAAUAAAAGGUCUGCCUCUGCCCUCAUCCCACCCCUUUCUGCUGACAGGAUCUUUUAAGCUGUUUGCCUUUAAAGGGAAUGAGCACAAUAAUGAGCUGAUAUUGUAAAAGAUAUUUUAUCUCUGAAGUAGAAAAAUAAGACGAACAGGAAGGGAAAAAUCAUACUUCUGAGGGUAGUCUUUUUAAUUUUCAAAUGAAGAGCAGUGUUACUAAACUUCCUCCUAGUCAU
Zonotrichia albicollis (white-throated sparrow) is the source of this 1921-nucleotide messenger RNA. Lineage: Eukaryota; Metazoa; Chordata; Aves; Passeriformes; Passerellidae. The record is from RefSeq and is a predicted model, not a curated record.